AUGUUUGAUGAUCUUGAUCAUUCCCGUGACGUUGCAUGCGGUGGUUCGCCGAUACCCGCAGCUGGCAACGAAAUGUCACUAUCCCUUGGGGACAAUCGAACUGGCUGCCAUGUCCUACCAUGUCUGGAUGCGCCGGUCAAGAGGCCUCUGGCAGACCUGCGGGCUGCUAGUCAACUGCAGCUUUUCUAUGUCUCGUCCUGGGAAGAUCCGCCGGGGCCCAACGACCCGAGAGUAUCGACUGUCGAACAAGGGGAGUGGAGCCAGGUGGGGACAGCGGCAGAACGCGAUGCAGCCGUACACACUCCCAGCCUACGACAAGGAUCCAGAGGGAGGACAUCCUCGAAAACAGCGAUGGGUCAUCGCACGCUACAGGAUAUUGGGAUUGCGCGAGUCUUUUCGCUCAUCCAGACCCUGGUCCUGGCGAGUGAACAACACCGCGCCAUGGUCCGGAAGCUCAUCGUGGCCUGGCAGAUGGAAGGCCUAAGUACCGCGCGUCGCAGCACCAUCCUCCGAUUUGUCCUGUACUAUCGUCAAAACCACAAGAAUGAGGCCUCGCAGGAACCCGGUACGAGAAUUCGAUUCAUGAAGGGAACUGUAGAUGUGGCAGAGACGAUCAAGACAUACUUGAAUGCACGUCGGGGGAUCUGUGCUCGACAGUUGAUCCGCAACAAGGUCAAGGCGAUCGUUCAGCCCCAGCUGAGCGAUGACCUCCGGCUCCUGGAUCUGGACGUUGAGCCGUACCAUCAGUGGUUGGACAUUGACACAACAGGUGACCCUACCGGACCAUCCAGAAACCACGUCCAAUGGAUCGCCUCCAGAAUCGCUGAAGGCCGUGGUCAUUCCAGAUGA
Molecule: messenger RNA, 849 nt
Organism: Aspergillus terreus NIH2624
Lineage: Eukaryota; Fungi; Ascomycota; Eurotiomycetes; Eurotiales; Aspergillaceae
Exons: 5
Coding region: 1-849 (282 amino acids)
Source: RefSeq, a predicted model, not a curated record